AUGUUCCAGGGAGAGGGAAAGGUCUCGUUGCAAGGGAGAGGGAAAGGUCUCGUUGCAAGGGAGAAGAUCUCUAAGGGUACGCGAAUUCUCUCUGAAGAGGCUAUCAUUACGGCCAGUGAAUCGGUCGACAGCGAGCGGCUUCGAACAUCCAUCUGCAAGCAAGUUGAAGCCCUUAGCGAAAACCAGCGGCGAGACUUCCUAUCCAUGCACAAUAUCCACCCAUACAGUAAUGCUGCUGAGCAGUAUCACGGGAUUUUUCGAACAAACUCCCUACCUGCCGAAGACGUUGGAGAUCAAGGGGCGAUCUUCCUAGAAGCAUGUCGCAUUAACCACGCUUGCGAUAAUAAUGCACAGAAGAACUGGAAUGAAAAUAUCAAACGACACACCGUGCAUGCUCUAAGAGACAUCAACAAAGGCGAAGAGAUCACGAUAACCUACUUAGGCCCUCUCAAGAACCGUAAAGCCCGGCAGGAGGCUCUUCAGGAAAAGUUUGACUUUACAUGUUCGUGCCAUCUCUGCUGCUUGCCGCCAGAGCAGAGCCAGGAGAGCGAUAGGAGAUUAAAGGAGAUCCACCACUUAGACGGUGUCAUCGACCAGCUCGGCACAGAUGGAGUUUUGGUAUCCCCACUCCGGACCCUCCGCUACUUUGAUCAACAGGUACAUCUCUAUGAGAAGCAAGGACGAGAGGAUAUUGGUCUUGCGCAGGCCUUUGUCAAUGCUGCGCAGCUCGUUAUCGCCAAUAGCGACUUGGCAAGGGGACGCGUCUUCGCGGAGAAGGCGACGUCUGUUUGGAAGAUAAUCCUUGGCGGUGACAGCACGCAAGCUAUCAAGCACAGAGCUCUAGCACAGGAUCCCUCUAAGUACGAGCUAUUCGGAAUCUCAACGAAGUGGAAGACGAAAGUAAGUCAAAUCCCACAAGGACUCGAACCGAGCGACUUCGAAGACUGGCUUUGGAGGAGGGAGCAGCCAAAAGCCCUAGGACAGCUAGCGAAUCUGCGGAGCCGUGCGACAUUCCCCAGCUUCACUGAGCUCCCAGACGAGAACGGCGUCGACCCGGAGUUUUAUGAGAAAAGCAAUAUAGGUACAUACCGACCGCGACGCCAUUGGUGCUUCUUUGGUGAGAUUGUGGAUUUCGCUUCGCUACUUCGUCUACAGAUGGAGAUCAAGGAUGUUGACGGUACGAUAAUUCCGCUAUACUUCUAUACCGAUAGCCGAGGCAGUGAAUUAGUACCAGGACAGGUUCAAAAGGGGUACACGGUCGCCAUUCUCUACGCAGAGCGCCACGCAUUUAUGUUCUGUGAGCCCGGUAUCCGCCAUGAGGAUCCCCAGACGAUCAAGAUCUUUCCACUGUCUCUGGAUAAGCUGCUGGCGUUGAACGACCAGGUCCAGCAGUCCUCUAUAGAGAUUAAUGGUAUGAGAAUAUGUCACGGGUGCGGAAAGAAGGCAGCCUCUCUGCAACGGUGCAGCAAGUGCUCGUCUUUCUGGUAUUGCAAUAGGACCUGCCAAGUAGCUGGCUGGAACGAGAAAGGUCACAAGGCUGAUUGUAAGCUACUUAAAGAUCCUGAUUUGCGAGGAUUGUUUGUUCUUAAAUGGGACGAGUUUGAAAACCAUAUUCGAUUUCCUCUCCAAGUUGCGAAGGGGUCCUAA
Messenger RNA from Bipolaris oryzae ATCC 44560, 1647 nucleotides. RefSeq lists its product as uncharacterized. Lineage: Eukaryota; Fungi; Ascomycota; Dothideomycetes; Pleosporales; Pleosporaceae. The transcript is spliced from 3 exons. The record is from RefSeq and is a predicted model, not a curated record. Gene Ontology annotation, molecular function: protein binding. Bases 1 to 1647 code for a protein of 548 amino acids.